CGCGGGUAGUCCUCCGGCAGCGCUAUUCGCGCCACGAUCCACGCUCGAGCACGCCGCUAUCCGUAGCUCCGCUCUGACUGGUUCGCCGCGCCCCCCUCCCCUCCGCCGGUCUCGCCCGUCGUCCCUCUGCGUCGCUCCAGUGGGGUGCGCGCGAAGCGGUCUCUCUCUCGCGCGCCGCCAUUGCCGCCGCCGCGGUCCACCCCCUCCCCUGCGCCCGCGGGUCGCGCCUGACGACGCUCCGCUCUCUCGGGCAUUUCGCCGGAAGCCGACGCCGCGCGAGGACGCACGCAGCCGUCCUGCUGUAUCCCGUAGGUGUGAGAGCCACACACGCACCCGAGGACCCGAGUCGCGCAUCCACCCGCGACCAGCCACGGUGAGAGAGAGAAAGAGAGAGGAGGAGGAGGAGAGGCGGAGGAGAGAGACCGACCGACCGAGUGAGGCCAGUUAGUUUACCCACGGCAGCAUGAGCACCAAGGAAAACAACGAGGUCGCCGUCGAGAAGGCGACGGAGAACGACAAGCCGGCCGCAGACGCCAAGUGCGAGAUCAAGGGGAUCAAGAGGCCAUCGGAGGACAAGACCGAGGAUGCGAAGAAGCAGAAGAAGGAGGAGAACGGUGACGGAGAGGUAGAGGAGGAGGACGUGGAGGAGGAGAUCGAGGGGGAGGAGGAGGAAGUGGACGGAGACGGCUUGGAGUCCGACGAGGAGCCCGACAUGGUGGGAGGCGAGGUCGACUUCGAGGAUUGCGAAGAAGAGGAGGAGGACGACGCGGACGGGGACGGGGACGGCGACGUGGACGAGGAAGAGGAGGACGCAUAAUGAAAGAAGGUCGCGAGCGUUAUAUGUAAGUAAGAAGGGAGGUAGGCAGAUGGCGCCAUCGUCGACCUCGCCGGCCAGUCGGCGGUUCUUCGUAGCGGACGACACUUGCUCUCAUAUUGAGUGGUUGGUAGCGACGCCGGCGGCCGGCGCGCCCUUCUCCGAGGAGCUGGAGCGAGCGAGCGAGGUCGAGGGAUGGAAGAUAAUGAGAAAGAAGAAGAGGAGAAAGAACGACAGCUCUCUCGGCUCCUCGCGACACUCCGGCCCGCGGGCGCCAUCUCGCCCCCGAAGAAGAGACACCUGGACGCGCGUUCGCGCGGCGCCUCCGAGCACCGCCUCUCCCUCCACCCCUCGAGCCGUCACCAAAAAUACGAGCCGCCGGGUCUUCCCCCCGGAAAUUGCGCGCCGGCGUCUCUCGGGGGGAGGGACCGAGGGCGCAUGCGCGCCGCCUCGCGACAUCUUCCUCCCACGGCAGCGAGUCCCGCUCUCUUCGCCAGGCAGAGACCCCGCCCCGCCGCACACCCCUGCCCCCACCGCCCGGAAAAUCAAUAUACCAAUAUAUACAUACAUACAUAUAUACACGAUACGUGCCUGCCUAUGCACGUAUACAUACCUAUAUAUGUGUGCACGUAUACAUAUAUGCGUGUAUCCACAAACUCGCGCGCGCGCGCACGCGUACAUGUAUAUAGCAUUCGCGUCGCGCACCGCGGGGGACAGUUUUAUAUUAACGAGAAACUUAUUUAAGAGAGGAAAACCGGAAGAAAGGAAGAAAAAAAAUAACAGAGAAACAAGAGAGAUGCGCUGCGAUUAUAAGGAUAUGAGAUAAACGAGACGAUGACAGAAAAAAGCUCUAUUGUAUUUAAAAUAGUGUUUAAAAAUGGACGUGUGUUUUGCGGGCGAGAGUUCUAGGUUACACACUUUUUCUCUUCAUUCAUCUCCGUUUUUGUCGCCGAGAGAGACGCAGGGACGGACAAGAGGACGAGCGCGUACGCGCUGACUGACCGACACACACUCAUACAUACACGUAGGACGCGAAAUUUCCGUUCCCUCGACGGCGGAUGCCUCUCACCGACGACGCGCAUGCGCGGCCGCGAGUCUGCCGCCUUCGACUCGAGGCGGUGCGGCGCGCUCCUGAUGACGCUAUGCGCCGAGCCGUGUGUCGCGUCGCGUAAGGUCUCGAUGACGCGUCGCGUGAGGUCUUGAUGAUGCGUCGCGUCGAAAUGUCGGGACGGCGCGAGGGGAUCCUUCCGGCUUAUAUACGUAACACCUCGUACACUGGCGGACGCGAGUGCCUUCCCUUGCGAAUAUGGCGCCGCCAGUGUGCUACGGGGAAGCCAUUCGCGUCCCCCCACGGUGUAGGUUAACUCGGAAAGAGAGGGCGCCGAGCGUCGAGGCUGCGCGCGGUAUAACGAUCCGAAGCGACGCCAGCGCCGCCAGUCGACGCCAGGGGAGGGAGUCACGCGUGACGUUUCUCAACCGCUGCUGCAUGAUGACUAUACAUAGCCUGUAUAAAGUUUAUGGACUAAGGAACACUUUUUUAUUAUUAUUAACGGUAACUCAACUGUGUACACGUAACGCGUAAGGUGGAGAUUGUUACGUACUUUAGGCACGGACGCGUAGAGUAGGGAGUGAGAGAGAAAAAGAGAGCGAGUGAGUGAGCGCAGGGGGAGGGGGUCUGCGCCGGCGUGCCGUGACGCCAGGCGCAGUGGCGUCGCUUCCAGAAGUCUCUCUCGUAUAUCCACGGGACGCGACUGCAGCUGGGCCGACGGAGGACCGGGUUAGGCGGCCGCGAGGCUAGAUUUUUCACCUCUCGACACAAUUUAGGCCGCGCAUACCCGUUAGGCGGGUAAGGCCGAUAUUUCGUGAGCGCAACGAACGACGGAUGUGUUCGUUGUUUCGUCGUCGUCAACCGUUUCCUUUUUUUUUUAAUCUCAAGGAAGUAAUCGUGCUGGAAUAGAUUUUUUUUUAAUUCAAGCUCGAUUAAGAGCGAAGAUGGGGAGGCAUUGCGAAGGGGGGCGCGGUUAUGGUUUUUUUACAUUUUCUUUUUCUUAUUUUUAUAGGGUCGCCUAGGUUAUCGGAAAUACGUAAGGUCGCGCAGCUCGUCGGCGGGUCGGUUCAGUGGGUGAGGUGGGUAUUAAUGGAAACUGUAGGAUGACGCGCGUAAGCCCCGUCGAUCGCCCAAUCUCGGUUACGGCUCACUCGGGCGCGGAAAAUUUGAAUUGGGCGCCGGAGUACCAACGCGGGAAAUUCAAAUCGCGCGGCGGCACGAAGUCGGGCCAAGUGCAGACGGCGCGCGUGCGCGAGAGAACGUCCACGGUAUCUCUGUACAAUGCGGAUUGUCUCCGAGAGCAAGGAAUUACCCGGAGACGCCCUCGUUACCGCGAGGGCGAGCGAUCCACCAUCGACGCGAACCGACGCGGACAGAGAGAGCGACUAAAUACGAGGGGCGCAGCCGAUCUUUCGAAAGAAAAAACAAAAAGAAAAGGAAAAAAAAAUAACCCUCAGAUCCUCGUCAAUUGUACAUUUAACCGCGAAUGACUUCCACCUUGGGACGACCAGGGCGUGGGGAUCUCCUCGACCGAUGGAACCGCGCGACGAUCUUACCUGAGAGCGCAGGCGCGAGCGAAAGUCUCCGCCUCUCGAAUGCGCGCGUGCUCCCGGCGGCAGCCGCUCGCGGACUGAGGCAGUGGCGCCACCUCGCGGGUGGCGGUCGACCUCGCUAGCCGGCCGCGCACGCGCGCCGCGGCGCGCCACUUUUCCUGUUUCCGUGAGCAUUUUUGCGUCACGGUUGCGCGAUCUUAUUUUUUACUCUUGACUCAUCGCCGCGGACCGACGACGAGCGCCGGCCCUCCUUCCACUCGCCAAAAAGGAACGCUUCCAUUUAUCUUCCUUCCCCUCGAUUCUUUCUAGAACGUACCGCGCCCUGGUUCCCGUUAAGGGAAACGAAAUGAUCCCCAAUGGCCGCUGGGUCGAGUCGGUCUUACCUAGAAAGCUAAGUUUUCUUCCGUUUCGGGCAACGAUCCGCUUCCAGGGUCAAUCCAUCCUGAAAUCCCUGAUAUGUCAUGGUUUUCUAAUCAUCUGGUGGCCCUGGAUUCUUUGGGCCAUUUUCUAUUUUAAACUCGGCUCUAUGCGCGCCAUUUGGUGGUCCGCUAUCUCGUGUUUUUAUUCAAUCGAAGGUUGCUAACUUGGGGGUGCAGAAUUCGUAUAUGACCCGAUUCUCGAGUUCGUACGUGAAAUCGACCGUCUCGAAUCGACUUUCAAACCUAUUAGACGAUGUUCGCAACUUCGCAGGAAUGCGAAACAUUUCACGCGAUACUUUUCAUGCGAAACUUUUCAUACGACACUUUUCAUGCGAAUCUAUUCGUAUGCGAAAAAAUCCGCGUGAACUGGGGAAUCGGGUUCAUGAGUGCUGGUGUUAGGCUCGAUAUCGGGCCAAAAUCCGGCAUAGAUAGAAAUAGACAGAGAAUACAGAAUUCAUAUAGAGGGGCGAGGGUCGUCGCGAUCUGUCGGUCCUUCGUCGUGACUUUUUACACCCUUCCCUGGGGAGAGAGACUCGCUAAGCAGCGGAUUCUUAAUCGGAAAAACAAGUUAACGGUGACGAGACAUUGCGGUUACGAUACCACUGUACCAUAGCUGCAUAAUAAUUAAAUAAAGGUAACGAUAAUUUGGAUGGCGAGAUACGAUGGUCCCACGUUUUAAUGUACAAAUAUUUUCGAAAGAGUUGUGCGUUAGUUAAGUAAAGAGCGCGGUUAGAGCCGAAGAGAGAAAGAGAGAGAGUGUCCGAGAGAUUGAGAGAGUGUUCGACUGCCUGACCGACCGAGAGAGAGAGAGAAUUAAGUAAAAGUGUAGUUCAGUAUCGUGAGUAGCGAUGGGUAUGAAAAAUCUGAUAUUUAGAGUCGGAGCGGUUAUUCACGCCCCGCAGGAUUUCUUUUAAUGUUUUAAUAUCUCCAAGAGAAGAAAUACGAACAUGUCUCGAGGAGAAUAUCAGAACUCGAGUGGGAUGGACCUUUUUGGCGUAACAAUAAAAUGAGAUAACACUUCGAUAAA
Molecule: messenger RNA, 4861 nt
Organism: Orussus abietinus
Lineage: Eukaryota; Metazoa; Arthropoda; Insecta; Hymenoptera; Orussidae
Product: acidic leucine-rich nuclear phosphoprotein 32 family member B
Exons: 3
Coding region: 464-817 (117 amino acids)
Source: RefSeq, a predicted model, not a curated record